ACAUGAUAACAACGGAGAGUAAUCGGCAGAUCAGUUUCACUUCUUCUAAUUGCAGCAGGUGAAUUUAGUCCUCUCGUCGCCUCUCAAUUCUACUGCCGUCCUUGCCAAUUUCUCUGUCUGGGCUGAAGUCUUUUUUCCGAAGCUAUAUAUCUGAAACUGAAUAAGCUAUCAUCUUCAACAUGUAUAUAAAGCAGCUGGGCUGAAGUCUUUUCUGAAGCUAAAUAUCUGAAACUGAAUAAGCUAACAUCUUCAACAUGUAUAUAAAGCAGAUUAUUAUUGAAGGAUUUAAGAGCUAUAAAGAACAAGUGGCUACUGAACCUUUCAGUUCAAAGGUCAACUGUGUUGUUGGUGCUAAUGGAUCUGGCAAAUCAAACUUUUUUCAUGCAAUUCGUUUUGUGAUAAGCGACCUCUUCCAAAACUUGCGGAAUGAUGAUAGGCAUGCUUUUCUCCAUGAAGGUGCUGGCCACCAGGUUUUAUCUGCUUUUGUGGAGAUUGUAUUUGAUAACACUGACAAUCGCAUCCCGGUUGACAAAGAGGAAGUGCGGUUGCGGAGGACUAUUGGUCUUAAAAAGGAUGAGUACUUCUUGGAUGGUAAACAUAUCACGAAAACAGAAGUAAUGAAUUUACUUGAAAGUGCUGGGUUCUCUCGCUCCAAUCCUUACUAUGUUGUGCAGCAAGGGAAAAUAGCAUCAUUGACAUUGAUGAAAGAUGCUGAGCGACUUGAUUUACUCAAGGAAAUCGGUGGGACACGAGUUUACGAGGAAAGGCGGAGAGAGAGUUUGAAAAUUAUGCAAGAAACUGGUAAUAAGAGAAGGCAAAUUAUUCAAGUCGUCCAGUAUUUGGAUGAGAGAUUAAGGGAGCUGGAAGAAGAGAAGGAAGAACUUAGAAAAUAUCAGCAGCUUGACAAGCAGCGAAAGUCACUUGAAUAUACCAUUUAUGACAAAGAAAUUCAUGAUGCUAGACAAAAGCUGUCUGAGAUAGAAGAUGCCCGGAACAAAGUCUCUGAAAAGUCAACCAAGAUGUAUAAUGAUGUUCUGGAUGCACAUGAAAAGUCCAAGGAGUUGGACAAGAAGAUAAAAGAUUUGAUGAAAGAAGUUCAAACUCUAAACAAAGAGAAAGAAGACAUGGAGAAGCAACGGACAAAAGCUAUAAAAAAACAUGCGCAACUUGAACUUGAUGACAAAGAUUUUCAAGAGCGAAUCUCAGGAAAUCUCAGAGCCAAAGAUGAUGCUGUGAGACAGCUUGAGGUUUUACAGAAAGAAAUUGAGGACUCAGUUGAAGAGCUUAAUAAUAUUAGACCUUUGUAUGAAAUACAAGUCAAGGAGGAGGAAGAAAUAACCAAAAAUAUAAUGGAACGCGAGAAAAAGCUUAGCAUCCUAUAUCAAAAGCGUGGCCGUGCGACCCAGUUUGUCAAUCAAGCUGCACGUGACAAAUGGCUCAGAAAAGAAAUUGCUGAAUAUGAACGUGUUCUUUCAACAAACCAAAAUCAGGAGGAAAAGCUUAGAUAUGAAAUUCAGCAACUCCAUACUGAUAUGAAUGACCAAGAUGAAAUAAUUCAGCAACGGAAAACUGAAAUAAAAUCCUUAGAAUCCGUCGUAGCUGGAUACAAAGAAAUAUUCAAACGCCUCAAGUCAGAUAGAGACAAGCUACAGGAUGAACGAAAGUCCUUGUGGGGAAAAGAAAAUGAGCUAUCCACUGAGAUAGAUCGUCUUAAAACAGAAGUCGUGAAAGCAGAGAAGAGUCUAGAUCACGCCACUCCAGGAGAUAUUAGAAGAGGACUGAAUUCUGUGAAAAGAAUAUGUAGAGAGAAUAACAUCGGUGGUGUGUUUGGACCAAUCAUUGAAUUGCUUGAAUGCGAUGAAAAGUUUUUCACUGCUGUUGAAGUAACUGCUGGAAACAGUUUAUUUCAUGUGGUGGUGGAAUCAGAUGAUGUAUCAACCAAGAUUAUUAGACAACUUAAUGCAUUGAAAGGCGGACGAGUUACUUUUAUACCAUUGAACAGGGUGAAGGCUCCACAUAUCAGUUAUCCUCAGAGCUCUGAUGUUAUACCUCUCCUAAAGAAACUCAAGUUCUUGCCUGAAUAUUCUCCAGCUUUUGCACAGGUGUUUUCUAGAACAGUAAUUUGCAGAGACUUGGAUGUGGCUACAAAAGUUGCUCGAGUUAAUGGUUUGGAUUGCAUAACAUUGGAAGGUGAUCAAGUCAGCAAAAAGGGGGGUAUGACAGGCGGGUUUUAUGAUUACAGGCGUUCAAAGCUCAAGUUCAUGAAUAUCAUAAAACAGAACACAGUGACCAUCAACAAGGAAGAAACUGCGCUCGAACUGGACAGAAUUAACCUACAGAAUAUUGACCAGAAGAUUGCAGAACUUGUUGCUGAACAGCAAAAACAUGACGCUAAAUAUGCUCAUGAUAAAUCUGAACUGGAACAACUAAAGCAUGAGAUUGCUAGUGCGGAUAAGCAGAAAGAAUCCAUAGUUAAAGCUCUUGAGAAAAAGGAAAAGUUGCUAGCUAAUAUAGAGGCUCAAAUUAGCCAACUCAGAGCUAAUAUUUCCCUGAAACAAGAUGAAAUAGGAACUGAGCUUGUUGAUCAUUUAACCCCCGAGGAACGAAGUCUGCUGAAACGGUUGAAUCCUGAAAUAACUGAGUUGAAAGAGAAACUUAUUACUUGCCGGACUAAUCGCUUAGAGACUGAAACGAGAAAAGCAGAGCUUGAAACUAAUCUAUCAACUAAUCUCGUGAGGCGAAAACAUGAGCUGGAGGCAGUAAAAGCAUCUGCAGAAGUUGACACAGUGCAUGUUGAAGCCGAAGUAAAGAGACAGGAAUUAACUGAUGCAAAAUUACUUGUUGAUACGGUUACUUUGCAGCACAAAAGAGUUGUUGAAAAUGUGGAAGAUAUCACUAGGCAACUCACAAGGAACAGAGAUGAAAAGAAUAGAUUAAAGACUUUGGAAGAAAACUACCAAAGGGCAAUCCAAGAUGAAGCUAAAGAACUGGAGCAGUUACUUAGUAGAAGAAAUACUCUUCUUUCUAAACAAGAAGAGUAUUCCAAAAAAAUCAGGGAUCUGGGUCCAUUGUCAUCAGAUGCUUUUGAUACGUACAGAAGGAGAAACACAAAAGAUUUGUAUAAAAUGCUUCAUAAAUGCAAUGAUCAACUGCAGCAGUUCAGUCAUGUAAACAAGAAAGCUCUUGAUCAGUAUGUAAACUUCACGGAGCAGCGUGAAGAGCUCCAAAAAAGGCAGGCCGAACUGGAUGCUGGUGACGAGAAAAUUAAGGAGCUUAUUUCUGUUUUGGAUCAAAGGAAAGAUGAAUCAAUUGAACGUACUUUCAAAGGUGUUGCUAAGCAUUUCCGUGAAGUAUUUGCUGAACUUGUGCAAGGUGGCCAUGGGUAUUUGGUUAUGAUGAAGAAAAAGGAUGGUGAGCCUGAUGAUGAUGAUGAUCACGAUGAAGAUGGGCCCCGUCCUACUGAUAUGGAGGGAAGAGUUGAGAAAUACAUUGGCGUUAAAGUAAAGGUCUCAUUUACCGGACAGGGAGAGACACAGUCAAUGAAGCAGCUCUCUGGUGGUCAGAAAACAGUGGUAGCAUUGACAUUGAUAUUUGCUAUACAGCGAUGUGAUCCCGCUCCUUUUUACCUCUUCGAUGAGAUAGAUGCUGCAUUGGACCCUCAGUACAGAACUGCUGUCGGAAAUAUGAUCCGUCGUUUGGCAGACAGCCACAAUACACAGUUCAUUACCACAACUUUCAGGCCCGAACUAGUGAAGGUUGCAGACAAGAUAUAUGGGGUGACGCAUAAAAACAGGGUGAGCCGUGUGAAUGUAGUGGGAAAAGACGAAGCUAUAGAAUUUAUCGAGAAUGACCAGUCUCACAACAUGGAGUGAAGAAGUUAGUUAUGUUAUUAUUGUUAGUCUCUAAUAUAUUAAACUUCCCUUUGUCUGUCAAAGACUUGAGUUUUAACAUAGGUGAAUCAAACUGUGAAAUGCUUUCUUACUCAAAUCAUGUUAGAUUUUACUUUAAUGUUGAUGUUGAUUUUAGGUUUUCAUG
Molecule: messenger RNA, 4035 nt
Organism: Impatiens glandulifera
Lineage: Eukaryota; Viridiplantae; Streptophyta; Magnoliopsida; Ericales; Balsaminaceae
Product: structural maintenance of chromosomes protein 3
Exons: 30
Coding region: 255-3872 (1205 amino acids)
Biological process (GO): mitotic sister chromatid cohesion
Cellular component (GO): chromosome
Molecular function (GO): ATP binding; protein binding; ATP hydrolysis activity
Source: RefSeq, a predicted model, not a curated record